AUGAAGGUAGUCAAGGUCAUCGCACAGAGGGAGCCUCCGCCGCAAUGGGGGUACCUGGCGUUCAUGGUCGGCAUGCUGUACUUGUUGCGCCGCGCCAAAAUCAAGGACAUCCCGCGCGAGAAUGUGCUGAGCUUCUUCGCUGCGAUGCUCCCCACGGAGCUCUCGCACAACUUGCUGACUGUCAAUGCCGCUGUGAUCUACAACCUGCACAAGUCGAAGAAGCCUGUAUUGUCGGGGUGGGUGGGGUCGACUGCUGCCUUGCUGCAAUGCCUCGUAAUGAUUCGGCUGGCGAAAAUGUACCGCGACAAUGUCUCCGCCAAGCACGUGAUCCGGGACGCAAUGCACACCUCCGAUGUACCCUCCGACAGCGUGCAGCGCAUCGGUGAGAUCAGCUGGAAGCAGUGGCUGGCCGUCUUCUUGCCCGUUCCUCAGCCCGUGUCACUCUGGCUGGCAUUCCCUGGAGUCGCCAAGGUGCAAACAGUGGCGUAUGCCCACGUCGGCAAGAACAAGACCACGCCGCUGCUUAUGGACGUGUACAAGCACCGCGAUACGCCGUCCAAUGCUCCGAUCGUGUUGUAUAUCCACGGUGGCGCCUGGGUCAUGAGCACCCGUGAGACGCCUCCGCUCCCGUGCAUCUACCAAAUCGCCGCUCGGGGAUGGGUAGUGUGCGUGUUCGACUACCAGAAGUCUCCGAAGAUCGCGUUUCCCGAGCACUUGAUCGAUGCCAAGCGUGCCAUCGCGUAUCUGCGUCGAAACGCACAUGAGAAGUUCGAUGCAAACCCCGACUACAUCGUCGUUGGAGGAGAGUCUGCUGGCGGCCACUUGGCAAGCUUGGUGGCGCUUACUGCGGCCGACAAAUCGCUGCAGCCCGGGUUUGAAGAGGUUGACACGAGUGUCCGUGGCUGUAUCGAUACUUAUGGAGUGCACGACUUCAAGGACCGACACGGCGUGUACUUCUACAAGGACAAGGAUCACAUCUUCGUACGCUUCAUUGAGCUCCUCGUAAUGCAGAAGAAGAUGGGCGACGCCGAUGAAGAAUGGGAGAAGGCCUCGCCCGUCGGCUGGCUGCGCGAGGAGAAGGAGAGCGAGCUGCCCGCCGUCAUCCCGCCGUUCCUCGUCUCCCACGGCACGCUCGACACGCUUGUCCCGUUCGGAAGCUCGCAGGUUUUCUUCGAGCAGCUGCAGCUCUACCGACAGCGCGCCCAGCAGGGCCCGCUGGGCGGCGUCAGUGAUGUUUUCCUGGAAAUUCCAGGAGCGCACCACGCGUUCAACUACGUGAUGUCCCCGCGUGCGCUCGCCCACGGCCAGGCUGUGGUCGCCUUCCUCGACAACCUGUACGCCAAGACCAACGACAUUCCAGUGCAGAGCGCAACGGCCCCGGCUCCAGCCCACAUAGAGGAGCUGCUCGACAGUGGCUGUACACCGCGCGAAAUACCACCAGAUUGCUGCACGAUGAAGGUCGUCAAGCCCGAGCCUUCGCCGUACCUGAGCAACGAGCGCCUGACGCGCUGGGCGUACCUGGCGUUCGCCGUGUCCACGCUGUACGUCGUGGAGCGCGCCAAGAACAACAAGAUCCCGCGCGAGAACUUCUUCGGCAUGGCGGCGUCGCUGUUGCCCACCGAGCUGUCGCACAAGAUCGCAGUCAUGCACGCGUGCCUGAUGGGAUUCUUGCUCAAGAAGAAGAUGCCGAUUUUCUCGCGCUGGAGCGGCGCGUUCGCGGGCCUGGUGCAGUGCGUGGUGGCCGCUAAUCUGGCGAAAUGGUACGGACAGAACCUCUCCUCGAAAGAGGUCAUUCGUGACGCGCUAGUCGCCUCGGAUAUCGCACCGGCGCAGCUGGAGAGCAUCGGCCGCAUGUCGUUCAAGCGCUGGCUGAGCGUGUUUCUCCCACUGCCCCAGCCCAUGGCCGUCUCGAUGAGCUACCCCGGAGUAAGCAAGAUCCGCACGGUCACGUACGCGCACGUGGGCAAGACCAAGACCACGAAGCUGCUCAUGGACGUUUACAAGCAUCAGGAUGCACCAGCGAAUGCGCCUAUCUUCCUCUACAUCCACGGUGGCGGUUGGGUCAUUGGUGAUCGCCGUAUCCCGCCGUUCACCUGCGUGUAUCAGGUCGCCUCCAUGGGCUGGGUGGUGUGUGUCAUCGACUAUCGAUUGUCCCCUGGAGUGGCAUUCCCCACGCACUUAAUCGACACGAAGCGCGCUGUUGCUUACCUCCGCCGCAACGCCCGCGAGGAAUUUGACGCGAAUCCAGAGUUCAUUGUGGCAGGCGGCGAGUCUGCUGGUGGACACUUGGCUAGUUUGAUGGGUCUCACUGCUGACGAUAAAUCCCUACAACCGGGAUUUGAGGAAGUGGACACAAGUGUGCGCGCAGUCAUCGACAACUACGGCGUUCACGACUUCACAGACCGACAUGGAAUUUACUUCUCGCGCGACAAGACGCACGGACUCGUUCAAUAUCUCGAGUUUCUGGUGAUGCAGAAGAAACUCAAGGGCAACACCGAGGACUUUGAGCGAGCGUCACCGAUCGCGUACCUGGAUGACGAGCGAGCAGAACAUCGCCGCGACGUUAUCCCGCCGUUCAUGAUCACACACGGCACGCACGACAACACGGUGUCUUUCAAUGACUCGCGUCUAUUCUUCGAUCGCCUGCGUCAUUACCGCCAGAAUCUCCCCAAGGAUAUCGCAUCGUAUCAGGCUAAGCAGCUCGGGGGCGUCCAAGAUAUCUUCGUCAAGGUGCCGUACGCCAGUCACAUGUUCAACUUCCUGCUGUCUCCUCGCGCAUUAGCGCACAACGAUGCUGUCUGUGCCUUCCUCGACAAUGUGUACCAGAAAACCAAGGAAGUGCCUCUCGAAGCUCGGAUUCUUCCCAGCCGCGUCGAAGAGAUCCCAUCAGCAAAAAAUGGAAACAAAGAGGUGCCUUCUGCCACCAUGGCGAGGCUGUGACGCAGUACAAUUUGUGAAAAAUAAACGCUACUUAUCAUUGC
Molecule: messenger RNA, 2981 nt
Organism: Phytophthora sojae
Lineage: Eukaryota; Oomycota; Peronosporomycetes; Peronosporales; Peronosporaceae
Exons: 3
Coding region: 1-2940 (979 amino acids)
Source: RefSeq, a predicted model, not a curated record